Dendroctonus ponderosae (mountain pine beetle) is the source of this 4469-nucleotide messenger RNA. RefSeq names its product tyrosine-protein phosphatase 99A. The record is from RefSeq and is a predicted model, not a curated record. Gene Ontology annotation, biological process: protein dephosphorylation. The coding region runs from base 137 to 4093 and encodes 1318 amino acids. Gene Ontology annotation, molecular function: protein tyrosine phosphatase activity; protein binding. NCBI's taxonomy places the organism in Eukaryota, Metazoa, Arthropoda, Insecta, Coleoptera, Curculionidae. The transcript is spliced from 18 exons.
UAUCUCAAUGGCAACGGGACGGGCGAUGGGUUGUAUUAAAAGAAACUAGAUUUAAAAGACAUUCGAACGGUUUUAGUGCGACAGUGUUAUUUAAAGAUAUUACAAUGUCGACUGCAAGUUGACUUAGUAAUUUCAUAUGAAACUGCGGGACACUUUAAUGUCUACAUGUAACAUCGCAGCUGGGAAUAUAACCAUACACGCGUUGGAACCAAAUUUCACCGGGAAGAUUGUGCAUUACAAAGGCUAUGCCAAUUCCAACGCAUCACUUCCGUGCCCAGGACUGUCAAAAUUAAAUAAUCAAACUUUUCUUGAAAACCUCGAGUGGUAUUCGGUAACAAAGCAAGAAACUGUGGCUGUAAGAACGAAAGAAGAUUUCGAUUUUCCGAACACGCUGAUCGAUCCAAAAAAGAACAUUUACGCGAAUUUUGACAAUGAAUUAGUGUUUAGGAACCUCACCUCGGCCGAUCGUGGGGAUUAUAUAUGUUUAAUUAAUCAUGGACUUUUAAAGGAUGUGAUGAUUCGGUUUAAUGUUAUCGACGUUCCAGACCCACCCGGCCGACCAUUAAUUACGUACUUCGCAGCCAGAUCUGCUAAUCUCUCAUGGACACCACCAAAGAAAAAUGACGGUAACAUCACUAACUACACGGUCGUAAUUAGGAAGCAUAUAGAGAAACCAGAUCUGGAAGAAGACAGCAUACCGAAGAGCACAAAUUUCACGACCAAGGAAGUGGAGACUCUGAACAACAAGACUUCGUUUCAUGUGGAAAACUUGCGGCCUUACACAGUUUAUAGCUUCCAGAUAAUAGCUUGGAACGAAAUGGGUCCGAGUAAUUUUAGCAAACCAUCUUACUUUAUGGUCACUUUGAGAGAAGUUCCAGAAGCAAGAAUUCCUUUCACUGCCCGUAACGUGUCGGAUCAUUCAGUGUUCCUCAGUUGGAAUCAGCCUAAUAUCGACUACGUCAAUGGAGACUUUUUGGGGUAUCGUCUGACCUGGAGACCGCUGAGCGGAAACAAUCUAACUGAAGAGAAGUACAUUCGAAAUUCCAGUGUUACUGCACACAAAAUUACAAACCUACGUCCUCAUACUUCCUACCACAUUGGCUUAAGCGUUUUCAACCCCGAGGGAUUCGGUCCAAAUACAACUUUACUAAUUCGCACUGACGAAGGCAUUCCAAGCCCUCCCAGGAAUCUCACUGUAAUAAAUGUUACUGAUACAACUAUGACCCUACAGUGGAUCAUUCCUGAGCAACCCAAUGGAGUGAUAAAGGGCUACCGGAUUUAUUAUGAUGAUGGAGUCAACACAUUAUAUGUCACGGAUAAAUCGGACUUAGGAGAGUUCGUCAAAACAUUUGUCCUUACUAACCUGGUUCCUGACAAAAAAUAUGCUCUCAAAGUUAAAUGCUUCAACCAUCGAAAUGAGGGAAACUUCUCAGAGGUAACAGUGGGCCGCACUGAUAUUAAAGGCCCCAGUCCUCCUAUAUUGACAAAUGUUUCAUGCGAAUAUAAUAAUUCCAUUCUGGUGGAAGUUAGUCGACCAACUACUUCUCUCGGUGUCUUUGAUGAAUAUUACAUUGAUGUAUAUGAAAGUGGUCUUCUCUAUAAAAACAUGAUACUGCCUACUGAGAAGGGAUUCCUUUCUGCAUCGUAUAUUUUCCGUAACGUAACACCUAGACUUCACUAUAGUAUUCAGGUUUACGCCGCAGCUCGAAGCGGUCGUACCGGGAACUACGUGAUAGGGGAAAAAUCUCGGUUCAAGACAGUAUUUGUUACGGAAGGUUGUCAUGUGACUUCUGAGCCAUUUACUGAGUUAUGGGCUGGGAUAUUAGCUGGUUUUUUGUGUGCUGUCCUCGUACUAGUUCUUGGAGGAGGAUCAUAUCUAGUGUGGAAGCGUUAUCUUCAACCACCUUACUAUUACUUGGAUAAUACACAUUGCGCUCCAGCUGCCUUAGAUUGGAACAAUCGUCCACCUCCUAGAAACGAAGCUGAUGCAGCAAAUGACGAAAAUGAUGGCAGACGUAGAGAUUACAGCGGUCCGAUCGAAGUCGGGAGAUUUCACGAUCACGUGCAAAGAUUGCAUGCGGAUGGAGACAUUGGGUUCAGUAGGGAAUAUGACUCUAUCCAGAACGACCCUACUAAUGAAGGAAAUAGCUCUGAAAACUCGCAACAUCCCGAUAACAAGCCGAAAAACAGAUAUUUGAAUAUUAUUGCUUAUGAUCAUUCGCGUGUACAGUUACUACCGAUGCCAGGCCAAAAAAUUUCAACCUAUAUAAACGCCAAUUACAUCGACGGGUUUCUAGUAAGCAAAGCUUACAUUGGCACUCAAGGUCCGCUCCCUUCGACUUUUGACUGCUUCUGGAGAAUGAUCUGGGAACAGAGAGUUACCAUUAUUGUGAUGAUUACAAAUUUAGUUGAAAGAGGCCGGCGAAAAUGCGAUAUGUAUUGGCCCAAGGAAGGUUCAGAGUUAUAUGGUUUCAUUCAAGUGAAAUUGGUGAAAGAAGACGUGAUGGCGACAUAUACCGUCCGAACCUUGGUUAUCCGGCAUACCAGGGUAAGCAUUCCGGGAAACGUUAAAAGAGCUAAAGAUAUAUCAAUGGCGGAGAAAACCGUGUAUCAGUAUCAUUACACCAAUUGGCCCGAUCAUGGUACACCCGACCACCCUUUACCAGUGAUAAGUUUCGUGAAAAAAUCUUCUUUGGCCAAUCCGCCUGAUAGUGGUCCAAUUGUUGUACAUUGCAGUGCUGGUGUUGGGAGAACUGGAACAUAUAUAGUGAUCGAUGCAAUGUUAAGGCAGAUCAAGGCCAGGGGAGAAGUGAACGUGUUCGGGUUUCUAAAGCACAUAAGAGCUCAAAGAAACUUCUUAGUGCAAACUGAAGAGCAAUACAUCUUUAUACACGAUGCACUUUUGGAAGCUAUAGACGCAGGUGAAACUGACAUUCCACGUGAACAGUUUGCUCGUUACGUCGAAGUGCUGCAGAAUCCCGAUAGUCGUUCGGAAGAUGAGAGGGCAUGGAAAGUCUUGGAUGAACAAUUUCAGCAAGUCAUAAAGUUCAAGCCACGAGAUUUUAACUUAGUCUCGGCUAACAAACCAGUGAACCAAAAAAAGAAUAGGUGUGCAGUUCUUGUACCGAUUGAAAGUGCCAGAGUUCAUCUCACACCCAGACCUGGAGAGGAUGGAUCGGAUUAUGUAAACGCGAGUUGGUUACCGGGAUUUCACAGUCUACGAGAAUUCAUUAUUACUCAACACCCAAUUGCCAAAGAGGAAUUCUGGAAAAUGUGCUGGGAUCACACCUGUCAGCUCGUAGUCAUGCUCAGCAUUAUUGACGGCGAGGAAUUCGAGAAGUUUUGGCCCGAAGCAGACGAAGUGAUUAAAACGGAUGUUUUCACCUGUGUUCAAGCGAACGUCAACAAGUCUACACCAUUUAUCACGAGAGAAUUUCUACUGAAAUCUCUGCAGGAUGACUUCGAAAUACGAACAAAAUUUGUUCAAAGUCUGAAUUGGCCUCAUCAAGGAGUUGCUAGUAUUAAAAAUAUGUACGAUUUGCCCAACUAUGUUACAAGCCUACAGAAAGAAAAUCAGGGGCCAGUAUGCAUUGUGGACAGAUUUGGUGGUACUGAAGCAGCUACGUUCUGCGCCUUGGUAACCCUGAAACGACAUUUGGCUUAUGAGCAAAAGGUUGACAUCUAUAUGUAUGCAAAGCUAUAUCACAAUAAAAGACCGGGUCUGUGGCUUUCUGUAGAUGACUACAUGAAAUUGCAUCUUUGCGUUCAAACUGUAAGCUCCGAACCCGAAAAAUAUCUUGAAGAAGUGCCACCAGAUCUCUACACGCUUGCUAAUGGAGUUUCGAAAACUCGAACCACCUCGAAUUGUUCUGGAAAAUCAUCAAACUACUCAGAUCCACAACCGGGCUAUUCUAGGUCUCCAGAUGGUUACUCGGCCUCUGUAGCUGUUACUAUCGAGCAGGAUGGUGAGCGUCCAUCUACGUCGAAGGAUGUGGGAUUUUCAGCGGGCAGUUUGCAUGAUAGCAAAAAUGAUUUGGAGCGAGUUCCUCCUGAAGUGGUACCGCUGUUAGGAAAUCUGGAGACCUUUCCUUAAUUCCGUUCGUUUGUAUUAAAAUUAAAAAGAUAGUAAGUUUCGAGAUACCUGCGAACUAGAUUGAGUUCCUUCAAUAUUUAUAAAUAGUUUGUUAAAUGGAGCGUUGAUGAAACGUUUAUUUUCAUGCUUCUUAUAGUUAUUUAUUUUUCGUCUACCGUGGCUGAUGAAUACGUUCAGGCCAGUAUAGUUAAUAAGGUAAUGUUCAAUGUUUUAAUCAUGUAAACUAGUGAUCCUGAAUUUCGACAUUCUUAACUCCCUUGAAGGGGUUUACUGUCAUGGAAUAUAAUUCCUGAUAUAAUAUAAUAAACCUGGCAUCCAAAUGGUGCAAAUUAUACAACAUAAUUUUAACCGUGAAAUAUAUAUUUUGUUUAUUCUA